Histoplasma capsulatum G186AR is the source of this 1011-nucleotide messenger RNA. RefSeq lists its product as uncharacterized. The record is from RefSeq and is a predicted model, not a curated record. The transcript has 7 exons. Lineage: Eukaryota; Fungi; Ascomycota; Eurotiomycetes; Onygenales; Ajellomycetaceae. The coding region runs from base 1 to 1011 and encodes 336 amino acids.
AUGCCUGCCAACGUUGCUAGAAAACCCGAUGCCUGUCGCAGAAUUAGCGGAAGGGACGAUCGGGAUCUGCCUGAUGCAUUAGGCCUGGAGUGCGACACCGAGCACAAACCAUUGCAUGAAAGCCGACUUAUCGCUGUGAUCCUGUGGCUCCAGCCUAGAUUGCCGGUUGCCUCAGCCAUUGACAUGCAGGAGUGGAAGACUGGCCUCAAUUUGUCACCUAAAGGUUAUCUGGGUUUGAUGGGCGUGCUGUCGUCGCAAAUGGACUCGAUCUCUGGCUGGAAUUUGUCCGCUAAAAUCGGCAAGGAUACCCCAUGGAAUCCGAUGUCUCAGACGGGCUGGGCAAAUGGGAUCCUCUUCAUGACGGUUGAAAUAUCCGAGCAUCGAAAACGGAUCUGCCGCAUCCCUCGAUGGCUCCCCAAUGCAACACCAUUUCCACCACCAUUUCACUUUAACACCUUGGACCUCGAAUUCAUGCAGCAUUAUUACUCGCGAGUUUCAAGCCACUGUCUGAGUUACUCGCUACCUGGACCGUCACACAGCAUCUCUGUAUAUCGAUUCUCCAAUGCCGGAAAGUUUGAGAACAAAGGGGCCAUUUCCGAGAACCUUUGGGGGGCCAUUACUCUUGACAUGGUACAGCAGCGACAAACAACUGAGCUUGAAUGGACGCCGCCACUGGAAACGGGUGUUUGGAUUGUUCCUCUCGUAUCCACCUACAUUCUCGAAAGCACUUGGAUUUCACAACGAUCUUACUUUGGCAUGCAUGCCAGAGUUGACGCAACAACCUUGUCAUUGCCUCGGGGCAUUGCGACGCUUGAUUUCCUCAAGGUUGCUGAGCAUAAGCCGUCCAAGCUAUUGUUGGAAGUACCCAUCAUUAUCUCCCUCUGGCAAAUGUUGCCAUCCAUCACAAAAACCGCCAUUUCCUCUGCAUCAUUGGUUCGUCUUCUAAUAAUGCCGGAGAUCACGUCGUUGCAACCUUGGAAUGGUGGGCUGGAGGUUGAUGCCGUCACAUGA